Molecule: messenger RNA, 873 nt
Organism: Acipenser ruthenus (sterlet)
Lineage: Eukaryota; Metazoa; Chordata; Actinopteri; Acipenseriformes; Acipenseridae
Product: U2 small nuclear ribonucleoprotein B''-like
Exons: 7
Coding region: 147-809 (220 amino acids)
Biological process (GO): mRNA splicing, via spliceosome
Cellular component (GO): U1 snRNP
Molecular function (GO): U1 snRNA binding
Source: RefSeq, a predicted model, not a curated record
GGUAAGUCUUUAAAAAAAAGAAAAAAAAAGAGCGCCUUGUGUUUGUUUUGAGGUUGUAAGAUUAUUGUAAUUGUUUUUAGUGACUUUCGUCUUUGGGGAACUUUGUCUCCUAAAUUCAAACAUUAAAAGAAGUCGUACGACUUAACAUGGAUAUAAGGCCAAACCACACCAUUUACAUCAACAAUGUAAAUGAUAAGAUUAAAAAAGAAGAACUGAAAAGGUCGCUGUAUGCACUGUUUUCACAAUUUGGUCAAAUAGUUGAGAUUGUGGCUUUGAAGACUAUGAAGAUGAGAGGACAGGCAUUUGUUGUUUUCAAAGAGCUUGCCUCUGCUACAAAUGCUUUGAGGCAAAUGCAAGGAUUUCCUUUUUACAACAAAGCCAUGCGCAUUCAGUAUGCAAAAACAGAUUCGGAUGUUAUUUCAAAAAUGCGGGGCACGUUCGGUGACAAAGACAAGAAAAAAGAAAAGAAGAAGAAGGCGCAAGAACAGGCAGCAAGUGCAGCCAAGAAACCAGCACAGGGAUCCACAAAUGUGCAAACAAAUUCAUCCCAAAGUCAGCAGGCACCAGACAACCCACCAAACUGUAUUCUGUUCCUCAAUAAUCUGCCUGAAGAAACCAAUGAAAUGAUGUUAUCCAUGCUUUUUAACCAGUUCCCUGGCUUCAAAGAGGUACGACUGGUACCUGGACGUCAUGACAUUGCCUUUGUUGAGUUUGAAAGUGAAGGGCAAGCUGGCACUGCAAGAGAUGCACUACAGGGAUUCAGGAUCACAUCCUCCAACGCGAUGAAGAUCACAUAUGCCAAAAAAUAAGCCCGGCUUGUCAAUUUUUACAUGGACUAAUUUAUGAGCUCACUUUUUUUUUUUUUUUUUUUUU